UUUAUGCGAAAUUUACAUUAUUUUUUGUGCCCCCGGGGCAUGCGUGCCUCCGACCGUUAUGUGACGUCACUACCUAGCGCGACCACUGAGAGGCACUGGCGCGACGCACAAACGCGUGUUGCGGUGCUCGGGGUUGAGGUGAACUGUGGCCGCAAAUUGUGUUAUUUAAUGAUAUUUCUUGUACUGUGUGGCUUUGUAUCUGUAAGUGGAACGUCUGAAGUGCUAUUUUAUCAUACUUAUAUAUAAAAAAACACAGAAGAUGAGUUCAACUCUAGAUGAUAGUGGCAUGACACUCCAAGGUCAAGAUGAAGAAAGGGUUGAAAGGAGCACGUCCAAGCCGGCAAAAGCAAGGAAAUGGUGCUUUGUGCCAGGUUGCAAGAAUACUAGCUCCACGACACCGGGCAAGAUAUUUCUGAAUGUCCCCAGAGAUUUGAAGAGAAGCAGAUUGUGGGCUCGGCUGGCAAGGAGGGAGGAUGCAGGCUGUUUGAGCCCGAAGAAUGUCUGGUAUUGCUGUGAGGAUCAUUUUGAUCUGGAAGAUGACAUCCAAAACUACAGAAAAUACUGCAUGGUUGGAGGAAACCUGUGUCUGAAAAAGGAAGCUGUUCCGCACAAGUUUCAGUGUCAACCAGGACGUGCCAAACGGAAGGAGAGGCCCAGUGCCAUCAGGCAUCAUCGUGCACAGUUGAAGGAUGCACUUCAAGCUGCACAAGAGAUCAGUGAUGAAGUACAAGGUGCUGGAGGCGCCGAGCCUGCAGAGGAGCAAGAGAACUCCCUGGCAACUGCUACACCAUCCAUGAAGGACUGCUACCGCCAGACAGAGACUCCAGUGGUGUCAGUAGCGUGCCAAACAGAGACGCCCACAGUGUAUGCAGGCUGCCAGACUGCGUCUUCUCUUGCCGAUGAUGAAUCAGGUGAUGAGUUUGAUGUCCCUCAUGCAUAUGAUCCCACUGACCAAGAUUAUGAACCCAGUGGGGAUGGACUUCAUGAGGAUAUGGGGGACGACUUUGAGUUGAACUACUUUGUCCGUGAUAGGAUUAGGAGUCUGGUAGAGAAGGACCCAAAGAGAUAUAUUGGUGUGCCUCCAGGCUACCUAAAAGCUAUACAUAUUUUGGCUCGUGACCAUGUUCAGCACCCCGCUGGAUCAGAUCUGACCGCUUAUGAUGUGUGUUUGAUUGUGUUGAUGAAAAUCAAGCUGAACAGGAGUUUCGACGCCAUAGCUGAUGACUUUGGAGUAUCGCGAGGUUACGUAGGCAAACUCUUUGCUAAGCAUUUGCCAUGCAUUGCAGAGGCGCUGGGAGAGCUAGUGUUUUGGCCUCCUGCCGAGGCUAUCAGGCAGGCUCUACCGCUUGCCUUUAAGGCUCGUUUUGCACGUACUACGUGCAUCAUUGAUUGUCUGGAGAUUCAGGCGGAAAAGCCAGGCGCAUCUGUAAACCAGUCAAUCACGUUUUCAUCCUACAAAGCAUGCAACAGGGUUAAAUAUUUAGUGUCCGUUACUCCAAAUGGGUUUGUGAACUUUGUAUCCAGCGGGUACGGCGGAAGAGUUUCGGAUAUGGCCAUUCUCGAGGACUCUGGGUUCCUUGACCACCUCGAGCCUGGGAUAUGGUGAUGGCCGACCGAGGUUUUAAGAGUUUAGAGCCGUUGCUGGCCAAGAAAGGUUGUAGUCUAGUGCGGCCAUCGUCUGUAAGCAGCCAAUCGCUGAUGUCAAAAGAAGAGGUCGAAUGGACUGAGCAAGUAGCUAGUUUGCGAAUACACGUGGAGCGUGCGAUCCGCAGGAUACGCGAGUUCGACAUGCUCCGCCCCCACGCUUGCGUAGAGCACCAGCUGCUGUCUCUCCUUGACGAUUGCGUUCUAUGUGCUUGUGGUUUAAUUAAUAUGCAGCCGCCACUGGUAAAGGUGUAGUCAUGUGAGCGUGCUGUCGAACAUGUUACGGGGCAAGAGUGCUUCGUCCUGGUCGUGCUGACCAGUGACGGUUUUGGCUUUGACGAACAGUCAACCGUUUUAUGUGUUCGUUGUCAUCUGCUGUAAGACUAUGCUCUGUUCACUUCGGUGUUUGCGGUUGCCAAUACAUUUGUAGACAUCA
This is a messenger RNA of Amphibalanus amphitrite, 2080 nucleotides long. RefSeq lists its product as uncharacterized. The transcript has 4 exons. NCBI's taxonomy places the organism in Eukaryota, Metazoa, Arthropoda, Thecostraca, Balanomorpha, Balanidae. Bases 260 to 1606 code for a protein of 448 amino acids. The record is from RefSeq and is a predicted model, not a curated record.